AGAGUUGGGGAGGGGUUGUCUGGGCGCUGUGCUGGGCAGGAAGGGGCGGCCUCUCUUCUGGCAGGAAAUUGUGCUCUACGGCAAAGAAGGAGGAGACUGUGGCAGCAGCGGCUGGUGAGAGCCUGAUGUGGCAGAGAGACCGUGGACGCCGCUGCCAAGAGAGAGCUGAGGGUCCGCGAGCCGAGUGCAGGAGAGACAGCAGCCAUCCUGUUCGUCCUCCCCGCCUAAGGAUCCCUCUCAGCUCAUGCAAGCACCUGGCUAGUGUUCUGCUGAUCCUCCUUCGACUGAGGCUCACAGCGGAGGCAGCUGCGAGGUGUCCUAUUUGAGCACGCAUGAAGACCCCGUUUGGAAAGGCAGCUGCAGGGCAUCGGUCCAGGACAAGCGCAGGACAUGCCAGCGUGUCUGUUGCAGUGAUGAAAAGAAAAGCUGCACAGAAGAAGCACAGGAGCAGACCCACCUCCCAGCCUCAGAGGAACAUCGUGGGCUGCAGAAUUCGGCACGGAUGGAAAGAUGGAGAUGAACCUCUAACACAGUGGAAGGGAACCGUUCUGGAUCAGGUACCUGUAAAUCCCUCUCUGUAUCUUAUCAAAUAUGAUGGAUUUGACUGUGUUUAUGGAUUGGAACUUCACAGAGAUGAAAGAGUGUCAUCACUUGAAGUCCUUCCUAAUAGAAUUGCAUCAUCUAGAAUCAGUGAUACACACUUAACAGAAAUUAUAAUUGGCAAAGCAGUGGAACAUAUUUUUGAAACAGAGGAAGGUUCCAAAAAUGAAUGGAGGGGGAUGGUCUUAGCUCAGGCACCUGUCAUGAACACAUGGUUUUACAUUACCUAUGAGAAAGAUCCUGUAUUAUAUAUGUACCAGCUCUUAGAUGAUUAUAAAGAUGGUGACUUACGCAUCCUUCCAGAUUCCAGUGAUUCUCCUCUUGCAGAGAGGGAGCCAGGAGAAGUCAUAGACAGCCUAGUAGGGAAGCAGGUGGAAUAUGCCAAAGAGGAUGGCUCCAAGAGAACUGGCAUGGUCAUUCAUCAGGUGGAAGCAAAACCUUCUGUGUACUUUAUCAAAUUUGAUGAUGAUUUCCACAUUUAUGUUUACGAUUUGGUAAAAACAUCUUAGAGAUCAUUUUGAAAUUUGCCAAAUAUGUGAGACUAUUUGUAAAAUCUGUACACACAAAAAGUAUUGAAUGCUUUACAAUUUGUAAGAACUAUCUUUAUUUUUUCAUGCUUUUGCCUGGCAAAAAAAUUGAAACUUCCACCGUCUCAAAUAUUUUUGGAAGAAACUUUUUGCCCUUCUCUCCAACCUUUUUACUGGUUUCUUCCCACAGUAAAAUUAUUGACUUAUCUAAUUAAUAAGAAGGGUAAAGUCUGACAUCUACUGACCUAUAUGUUUUCUUGAGUGGUGUUAAUAAAGGUAACUGAACACCUCUUGGCUCAUUCUUUUGAGCAUUUUGACAAUCUGCACUCACUAAAAUAUGAAGCUUCCUGAGAUAUUCAGUGUGGGUUGCUAUGUAAAUGUUUUUGUAACCUCAACCUUAGGUGACUUCAAAAGUCUAAUUGAGGAGUAAAAGUGGGAAGCUCAUUUUGGUCUCCUGUCCAAGUUGCAUUUUAAAUUAUAAGUGUGCUAAAAGUAAGGCUAACGUUUUGUUCCCUUUCUGAUUCUUGUACUUACUGCUCAACUUGUUCAAAAUCAAGAUGGUAAUUAUUUUAAUUUUAGUAUGUAAGCAAACUUAUAAGACUGAUAAGAGGCCACACAUGUUAUCAAUGGCAUUAGGAUCCCUGUUUUCUGCAAUAGCUUUGGCUGGUACCUGCAGACAUGGAAUGGGUUUUUACAGACACAGGCUGUGCAGACAGACUUUAGCACAGCUGGGUUUUUACAGCCCAAUGGAGUAUUAGGUUGGGCUCUACCUAGAGUCCUCAGUCACAGGUGAAGGUUAGGUUUAGCAAGUGUUGUCAGGUCUGUCAAGGUAAAAGAGCAAAAAUUUGGAAUCAGGUUGAGAUACAGAUUUCUUUUCUACACCAAGAGAGACUCUGAAAAAUUUUAGAUUAGAUUUUCAUUUUAUUUUUAGAUGACUUCUGUGUCCCAGCAUAUGAGAUAGACAAGACACUUGCUAGAAUUAAGAAAGGCUGAAAAUAGGCUGUGCUUCCUUGUAGGAACUGGUGAGUUCAUUUAUUAUGGUGUAUCAGCAGAACUGUGGAACACAUAGGUUAGAAUCAAUGCUAAAUGAUCAAUAGGCUUUAAUGAUGUUCUAAGUGUGUAAUGAUGUUUUAAAUCCUCGCAUUGUUAGAUAGAAAUUUAAUAUCUGUUAGUGUUUUGUUUUUCAACUUUAUCCUGUUUCUUUGCUGGAACUGAGAAACUCAUAUGCAGAUAAGGGUGAGCCUGCUUCAGCAGAAAAAUAAGUAAUGGAAUGGGCAUUGUACCUUCCAUUAUUGAAGACAUUAGUGAAGAUUAACCAAAGCCUUGGAAAGAAAUGUUGAAAAAUAAGCAAAGAUUUUGGAGAGAAGCACCAGGCCAAAGCUAGUGCUUUCUUAUUGGGUUUCUGAUAGAAGCUCCAUUGUCAGUAACAGGCUUUGAACUUCUGCAGAUUUAGGGCCAAGACAGUAUAAUCAACCACUUGGGAAAUAUCUUUCAAAUUAAUUUAAGUUCACAGAUCGUAGAGUCCAGACUACUGGAAGAGACAGACUGUCAUCCUGCUGAGGAUGAAUCCAAGAAGGCAUUCUCUUCUCCCAUGUUUUCUCUGUCUACUUUUCUUCCUUUUGACACCACCAAGUCUCUGCUCAGAUAUUUGACUGACAAUAGCAAUGUGGGUCUGUAUUACUCUAUGUACUAAAUCUUGGGGACAUAAAUUUGCUUGAGAUACCUAUUUUAGAGGCUGAGGAUUAGUAUUUUCUAACUUUUUGGAUGUGAGGCUGAUACUUUGAUAAUAUUAUGUCCUGCUGACCCUGUGGACUCUUGAUGUAUGACAUGUAUGUAUGACAUGCAGUUGUGGGGUUAGAUUAAUUCAACUCCUGAAGUUUUGAAGCAACCACACGAAAUCAAGAGGAAGACAGCCCAGGCUACAGCUACUGAAGGAACCCCAUGUCUGUCCAGACGUCUUUGUGAGAUCUAUAUAGCUGACCUCAGAAAAGCAAGAAAUUGGAGUUCCCGUCGUGGCGCAGCGGUUAACGAAUCCAACUAGGAACCAUGAGGUUGCGGGUUCGAUCCCUGCCCCUGCUCAGUGGGUUAACGAUCUGGUGUUGCCGUGAGCUGUGGUGUAGGUUGCAGACGCGGCUCGGAUCCCGCGUUGCUGUGGUCUGGCGUAGGCCAGUGGCUACAGCUCCGAUUAGACCCCUAGCCUGGGAACCUCCAUAUGCCACGGGAGUGGCCCCCAAAAAUAGCAAAAAGACAAAAAAAAAAAGAAAAGCAAGAAAUUGAGAAAGGCAGAAUUUCGGACUUUAAUUCCUUUGGACUUUAAAAUAGAAAUUUAAUUUGGGACAUUCAUUUUUCUUUUGGAGUUUAAUAGUGGCAUGGCUUUCAUACAGUUCAAAUUAAGUCAUUUUCAUUAUGUUGUUGAUAUUGUAUCAUUUGGAGUAUUUUAAUGCUACCUUUGGGGCUUAUUUAUAAUCUUUGUAAUCAAUGUCAGAUAAUGUGGCUGGACAUAAUUACAAACUGGGGAUAAAGUAGUGAGUGAAUUUUCAUCCUGGAGUACAAUGUAGCCCUGGAUUUAAUUUAAUUACUAUUCUGUUCUGACUUACAGAGCCUUCUGGGGCAAAAACAGAACUGCUCACCAGUCUUACACAAGGGAGAGCAGGAUAUUCCUAUAAUACUGCUGGCGUUUUCCAAGGGGAAGAGCCAAGCCCUGUUUGUCUUGGGUUUUGGCAGUGUAACUUAAGAGAAAAAAUGCCCAAAGGUAUGAUAGAAUCUUUCCUCGCCUCACUCCAUGUUCCUGACUCAAGGAAAAAAAAAAAGGAUUUAUACCUUUCAAAAAUAUUUGGAAGAAAAUUUCUACACAUCUUCACCAGCCACUCAUUCAGUCUCCCCAGUGGAGAAGAAAUAACUUGGGGAAAUUCAGAAGAGGGUUAUUAUGGAUAUGCAACCUAAGGCCCCCUUGUCUCUUGGGCUCACUUUCACAGCAAGGUAUAGGAAAGACUACAGUCCUUCACUACAUGGCUAGGUAAACCUACUCUAUAGACCUCUCUGUCCCUCUGGGAUGGGGGGCCCAUUGUCUUUAAACUUGAAGUAAAAGUUUAUUUCAGACUUAGGUCCAAAACGUGUUCUCCAGUCUAGAUCUUUCAAGAAUAAAGCUGGUAUCUAUUUUUAUUCUUUUUAAAAAUUUAACAUAUAAGUAAUUUUUGGACAAAAACACAGGCCUCUGGUAAAAAUCAAACAGUACACCUGCUGAAUAGCAUUGAGAACUAUGUCUAGAUACUCAUGUUGCAACAGAAGAAAGGGUGGGGGAAAAACUGUAAUUGCAAUGUAUACAUGUAAGGAUAACCUGACCCCCUUGCUAUACAGUGGGAAAAUAAAAAAAAAUGUCCUUCAACAUAUAAAUGGACAAACCUGUGGUACAUCCAUAUAAUGAGAUAUUAUGUAGAAAUAAAAAAGCAACGAACUAUUGAUACUUUAAAAAAAAAAA
Molecule: messenger RNA, 4605 nt
Organism: Sus scrofa (pig)
Lineage: Eukaryota; Metazoa; Chordata; Mammalia; Artiodactyla; Suidae
Gene: SPIN3
Product: spindlin family member 3
Biological process (GO): gamete generation
Source: RefSeq, a predicted model, not a curated record